AUGGCCAACAGUCUGUGCGACGAGCUCUGGGCCAAGUGCCAGGAUCAGCUGGAGCUCCUCGUGCAGGAUGACACCGACUGGACCCAACGAUCUCGGAGCAGCACCGAAGGUGGCGGCGGUGGCGCAGGCAAGAGGGAACGCGCCUCGGAGGUCCGUGGCCGUCUGGCCGGCCUCUACGCGCGCUACGUCGACUGCGCCAAUCGGCUCGAGGACUGCCACGAUCAGUGCCUGCAGCCCCAGAAGCGCGAGCUGCUGCGACGCCUGCUGGACGGCUGUUUGGGCCGCGUGAUCGAGUUGAAGCACGAGCUCGUCGAGGUGGAGCUGAGCGAGCACGCCUGGGCUCGAGAUCAGGCGCUGCUGUCAGGGCGUCUGGAGGAGGAGGACCCGACGACGAGGCUGACCCCGGAACAGGUCGAGAGCCGGAUACCGAGGUAUUUUAGGCGCGAGAGAGCCCGUGAGAUCGCCGAGAGGAGGCAGCUGAUCGAGAGGACGCUGAGGGCGCUGGGCCAUCUCGAGGACAGGACGGAGAAAAGGAUCAUGACCGAGCGAGCGGCCGUUAGGCUCAUUCAGGCACACGAGCGCGCGCGACAAGGCCGAGUCCGCUUCCAAUUCAUGAAGGAGAUCCUGGACAUGAAGGAGCGCUCGAGCAUACGCGCGGCCGAGGCCAAGGACGCGCGCGACCCCCUCGUCGCCGAGAGAUCGGCCCUGCUGAUACAGCGGGUCUGGCGAGGCUGGCGCGCCCGUGCCCGAGUCCGACAGCGCAAACUCGACGAGAUGUCGCUGAUCGGCAUGCUGCCGCCGGCCCAGCAGCUCACCGAGACGGCCAGGAAGCUGGAGAGGAUCACGCGCGAUCGGUACGAGCUGCAGGACUCGUAUCAGGCCGAGUACGAGCAGCUGAGGGUGGAGGUGAAGCGGAGGAUCAAGGCGGAGAGGAGCGCCAUUAUGGAGGAGCGGAUGAGGGCGGAGAUCAGGGCGUGGAUCGGCGCGCAUUACAGGCAGACCGGGAAGAUACCGGACAUACCGUCGGCCGAGAACGGCGGCUCGAGGCUGAUAUUCAGCCGGCAGGACACCGAGAGCUCGCUCAGCAAGUCCACCGGGGUGUCGUCGUCCAAGGACGGAGGCGGGGCCGGUGGCUCCAAGAAGUCACGAAAAUCGGCGGGCAAAGCCGGCGGCAACGCCGACGCCGAUCAGCAGCAGGCGCAGGCCGAGUCCGAGGCCGAGUCGGAGAUGGGCUACUUCCGACCUCAACCCUCCAAUCAUCUGGCCGAGUUGGCCCGUGCCUCGCAGGAGUACCGCGAGAUCUGGCGCGGCAAGGACGAGUCCGCCAACACCGCGCAGUCGGCCUACCUGGACAUGAUCGCUGCGGCGGCGGAGCGCGAGGUCGAGCGCGAGGUGCGCCUCGAGGUGGAUCAGGCGCUGCGCGCCGACGUCGAGGCCCUCCAAGCGGCCCUGGAUCGCGACCGAGGCUACAAGGGUAAACGGGGUGCGGCUGCAAAGAAGUCGCAGAAGCGCGCGCGACGCAGCGGCAAGAAGAACAAGCGCAAGAAGGAGAAGGACCUGACGCCCGAUCGGACGACCGAGUCGCUGCUCGAGGAGCUGCUGGAGCAGGGCAUCGUCAGGACGUAUCCCGAGAUCGAGCUCGACAGCUAUCAGGGCCAGUGCUCCUACGGCGAGUUUCAUCUGGGCCAGAGGGGCAAGGAUCCGCUCCCAGCCAUAGGUGACAUCAGACAGCUGAUAAGGGAGUACUGCAUCCUGCCGCUGGGCAGCGAGUUGGUGCGCGAGACCACGCCGCUGGUGCGCUCGGUGCUGCUCGCCGGGCCGCGUGGCAGCGGCAAGCGCAUGCUGGUCAACGCCGUGUGCCACGAGCUCGGCGCCACCCUCUUCGACCUGACCCCGGCCAAUCUGGCCGGCAAGUAUCCCGGCAAGUCGGGCUUAGUCAUGCUGCUACAUCUUAUCUCCAAGGUCUCGAGGCUGCUGCAACCAUCCGUGAUAUUCAUGGAGGGCGCGGAGAAGCCGUUCGUCAAGAAGGUCCCGAAGACCGAUCGCACCGACCCCAAGCGGCUCAAGAAGGACCUGGCCAAGCUCGUCAAGGGCAUCGGCCCGGAGGACCGUGUGAUCGUGAUCGGCACGUCGCGCUCGCCCUGGGAGGCCGAUCAGAAGCUCAUGUAUCAGGCCUACGACAAGGUGAUCUACGUGCCGAGGCCCGAUUACGGCUCGAUGUCGCGCGUCUGGAAGGGUCUGCUCUACAGGUACUCGGGGCUGAGUCGCGAGUUCGACACGUCGGCCAUGGCCCGACUGUGCGACGGCUUCACCAUCGGCACCGUGGUCGAGGCCAUUAACGAGGUAAUGACGACUAAACGGAUGGUACAAUUGAAAGUGCGACCGCUGACGCACAUCGAGCUGAUCAACGCGCUCAGCACGAGGGAGCCGGUCUACAAGGAGGAAGAGGACACUUUCCUUAACUGGUACUCGAAGACGCCCACCUGUCGAAAAAAGCAGAGGUCGAUCGAGCUGGAGCUGGCCAGAGAGGAGGAAGCCAACGAGAAGCGAAAGAAGAAGGGCAGCAAAAAGUAAAGAGCGAAAGAACGGAUACAGAAAAAUGAUGUGUGCUGACUCCAGUGGCACAUGCCCCGUACGUGACACACGAAACGAGGAAAAUGCAACGAGAAGAAAACAGCCGGCC
Messenger RNA from Trichogramma pretiosum, 2683 nucleotides. Its product is annotated as IQ and AAA domain-containing protein 1. Gene Ontology annotation, molecular function: ATP hydrolysis activity; ATP binding; protein binding. The transcript has 7 exons. NCBI's taxonomy places the organism in Eukaryota, Metazoa, Arthropoda, Insecta, Hymenoptera, Trichogrammatidae. The record is from RefSeq and is a predicted model, not a curated record. The coding region runs from base 1 to 2574 and encodes 857 amino acids.